AUGUCGUCCUCAUCCCACCAGUUCCAGGAACGGACCUUCACAAAACUCACCUACUGCGACUACUGCACCAAGACGCUCUUCUACCACAGCUUCUUCAACAACCUCAAGCUCGCCCAGAUCACCUCCGCGACGAGCCAACACGGAGGGGAUGCGGCCAUCGUCUCGUCCUCUCAACCCCUCCAAAGUCUGGUCGAGCGACCAUCUACUCGUUCACAAAAGAAGGAUCAGGAACAGGACAACCAACAGCAGCAGGAUACGACACCCCCAGCAGUAGGACGGACAAAGUUUCUGGAGGAUGCUAUCAUUUCGGCGGCGAUUCGGAUGUCGCUGCCCGGUGAUAUCUCGGCGCUUCCCAAGAAUGAUCAUCCGUCAUUGUCUAUCCAGACGACGACUAUCAACUUUACGCGGUUUGUGCACAAGACGACAGCGGUGUUUUGGUUCCAGGAUCAGGUGGAGGAUAUAUUGACUUGGAAGGAUCCUUGGAACACUGCCUUUGUGCUUGUCCUUUACUGCUUCGUCUGCAUCUACCCAUUGCUGCUGUUCCUGUUGCCCCAGUGCAUCAUGGCAACAAUCAUGAUUUACUUUUUCCAACAAAAGUCGGCUCGUCAACAACAAAAGAUCCUCGGCAUCAAGAACGACUCCAACAACACUACUCAACAACAACAACGACAACAACCACAACGACGUAUCACUGCAGAGGAAGCCUACAUUGCAGCACAGGAGAAGGCUCACCACAACCGCCACCACGUCUACCACGAUGAAGACUACCUCGAACAAGCUUCUUCCUCAGACUCUGACGAAGAGGAGCAGCGUCGGUCGACUAACGUCAAGUACCUGAGCAACCUGCAGCAUAUCCAAAACAUGAUGGGCGAUAUCUCGAAUGCACAUGAUGUGAUUCUGCCGUUGUUUAAGCACCUCGAUUGGAGCGACGAGGCUGAGGCGAUCAUGAUUGUUCAGGGCACAAUGGCGGCGUUUGUGGGCAUGAGUCUGAUCAUGUGGCUCGUCCCCUGGAGAUGGGUGUUUAUGAUUGGUGGCGCUUCUGGGAUGUUGGCGAAUAGUCCUUGGGGGAAGAUUGUUGUGAAGGAGGGGGGUUCGUUGGCCAAGGAUAUUGCGGCUUGGGGGCAGGUCCAGGCGACAGAGAUAAAGAAGAAUCACAAGUAG
Molecule: messenger RNA, 1161 nt
Organism: Linnemannia hyalina
Lineage: Eukaryota; Fungi; Mortierellomycota; Mortierellomycetes; Mortierellales; Mortierellaceae
Source: the annotation of a GenBank genome assembly